AUGAUCACCACUAAUUCAUCUGUUUUCCACGGAAGGACAGUUUUGGUUGGUGAUUCUCAUGUCGGAAAAACAUCCAUGCUUAAUAUGCUAGUAGAAAAAGUAUUUAAUCCACUCGAACAAGGAACUGUUGGCGCUAAUUAUCAAUUAUUCAUCAACGAUAUUGAAGGUACACACGUUGAAAUGCAAAUUUGGGAUACAGCUGGCCAAGAAAAAUAUAAAUCUCUCGGACCAAUUUACUACAGAAAUUCACAAGCUGCGAUUUGUGUUUAUGAUCGCACUAGUCGCGAGUCCUUUAACGACCUUCCAGGCUGGAUUGAAGCGUUUGUAAGUGUAGCCGGUAUUGAAUCGAUUAUAGCAAUUGUUGCCAAUAAGGCUGAUAUCGAGGAAGUAGAAGUUUCAGAUGAGGAAGCUCGUGAAUGGGCUCAGAAGAGUGGAUACCUAUUCUAUAAGACAUCUGCUAAAACUGGCCAAGGAAUCGAUGAUAUGUUCGCAGACUUGGUUAAGAAAGUAGUUCAGAAAGGAAUUGCACAACAUCGUGCGAUUAAGACACCAACUAAGGCAAAAGAAUCAUCUUGUUGUUAA
This is a messenger RNA of Trichomonas vaginalis G3, 582 nucleotides long. RefSeq names its product GTPase protein. Gene Ontology annotation, molecular function: GTP binding; GTPase activity. The coding region runs from base 1 to 582 and encodes 193 amino acids. The transcript has a single exon. NCBI's taxonomy places the organism in Eukaryota, Parabasalia, Trichomonadida, Trichomonadidae. The record is from RefSeq and is a predicted model, not a curated record.